This is a messenger RNA of Trichechus manatus latirostris (Florida manatee), 429 nucleotides long. RefSeq names its product lactalbumin alpha (gene LALBA). The record is from RefSeq and is a predicted model, not a curated record. Gene Ontology annotation, molecular function: lactose synthase activity; calcium ion binding; lysozyme activity. The transcript has 4 exons. Gene Ontology annotation, biological process: defense response to Gram-negative bacterium; lactose biosynthetic process; defense response to Gram-positive bacterium. The coding region runs from base 1 to 429 and encodes 142 amino acids. Lineage: Eukaryota; Metazoa; Chordata; Mammalia; Sirenia; Trichechidae.
AUGAUGUCCUUUGUCCCUCUGCUUCUGGUAAGCAUACUGUUCCCUGCCAUCCAGGCCAAACAAUUUACAAAAUGUGAGCUGUCCCAGGUGCUGAAAGACAUGGCUGGCUAUGGAGGCAUCACUUUGCCAGAAUUUAUCUGUACCAUAUUUCAUAUCAGUGGUUAUGAUACACAAACCAUAGUUGAUAACAACGGCAGCACAGAAUAUGGACUCUUCCAGAUCAGUAAUAAAUAUUGGUGCAGGGACCACCAGAUUCCUCAGUCAAAGAACACCUGUGACAUCUCCUGUGACAAGUUCCUGGAUGAUGACCUUACUGAUGACAUGAUAUGUGCCAAGAAGAUCCUGGAUAGUGAAGGAAUUGGCUACUGGCCGGCCCAUAAGCCACUCUGCUCUGAAAAGCUGGAACAGUGGCUCUGCGAGAAGUUGUGA